Messenger RNA from Paramuricea clavata, 1253 nucleotides. The record is from the annotation of a GenBank genome assembly. Lineage: Eukaryota; Metazoa; Cnidaria; Anthozoa; Malacalcyonacea; Plexauridae.
AACAGGAGGCAGUUCACGAAACUGUCCCGAACGUUGAUCGGAAGUUUUACGAAGACGUCGCCACAAAUGCAAACAAGUCUGAGGAAAUAUCAACUGAAGGUCAGUAAUAUCACAGAUUAGAUAUUAAUAUAUAUAUAUAUAUAUAUAUAUAUAUAUAUAUAUAUAUAUAUAUAUAUAUAUAUAUAUAUAUAUAUAUAUAUAUAUAUAUAUAUAUAAAAUAGUUUGUGUAGGGUUAUAAAAACCAAUGAUAGAGUGCUCAAUGGAUAACCAGAGCAUAAUAGAAAGACACAAAAACUUAGCAAGCUUUGUUUGGCAUAUUUAUUACUAUACAGUUUCGUACCACGUAAAUAACGUGGCACUCUAUAUUUAUAUAUAUAUUUAUAUAUAUAUAUAUAUUUAUAUAUAUAUUUAUAUAUAUAUAUAUAUAUUUAUAUAUAUAUAUAUAUAUAUAUAUAUAUAUAUAUAUAUAUAUAUAUAUAUAUAUAUAUAUAUAUAUAUAUAUAUAUAUAUAUAUAUAUAUAUAUAGACCACCAGGGUUUAUAAUCUUUUGUUUCAAAAGGCAGGAAAUCAGAUCACGAAGAGGUUGAAGUACCAUCAAAUGCACACAAGGCUUCUGGACACACUGAACUUAAUAAACGACCCGAUACCUUGAAAAGAGGGGCGAUAGGCGAUGGUGAUUAUCAGACAUUUUUGAAGCAGGACGACGGAUACGUAAUACCGGCUCCGAAGGAACCACAACACGAAACACCAUGUCAAAAUGAAACCUGUGAAGAGCCCAAAUUAUCGCCUGGCUGCGAGGAGCUGGAUCAAAGCAAACUCGAAUCAGAAAUGGAAUAAGAUAAGUUUUAAGAAAAAAAAUGUAGAACAUAGUCAUAAUUUAUUGCCAGUAUGAUUUUAUUUAGUUGACUCUAAAUGACGAAAGUACUUUUUUGUUGUUUAAUACUUCGACAGAGGUUUUGUGUUGGAAUAUUUUUCCACACAGAUCCAAGUGUUGAAUAGUUAUAAAUAUAAAAUUUGUGCAGCUCUAAAAAUAUUACUUUGUAGUAGCGAGUUUACUAAAUAUUUGUAGAAAUUUAAAAUUUUAAUAAAUUUGUAAUGCUUAAAUACAUGAACUUCCCCCUGAUUUGUCAUUUCAGUUUAUUUCUAAGCUCCCCCCCUCCCCCCCCCCCACAGGUACCGUUGCUAUGACGACAUGGGAGUUUAUAAAGCUUCUGCACAGCGGUAUAUCUCAUUUUGCAUAAAACAUGGAGGCC